Messenger RNA from Punica granatum (pomegranate), 3274 nucleotides. The record is from RefSeq and is a predicted model, not a curated record. NCBI's taxonomy places the organism in Eukaryota, Viridiplantae, Streptophyta, Magnoliopsida, Myrtales, Lythraceae.
CCGCGCAGGCGCUCCCCCACCGGCACCUCCCGCCUCGUCCUUUUGACUCUAUAUUUUCUCCUCUUUAAUAAGCUCCGACUUCUAUCUCUCUCUCUACCCCUCUCUCUCUUAUCUCUCUCUCUCUCUCUCUCUCUCUCUCUCGUGUUUGCUGCUUCGAGCUGCUCGCGGACAUGGCGGAAUCGGUCGAGUUGCCGAGUAGACUCGCGAUCCUCCCAUUUAGGAACAAGGUCCUCCUGCCCGGUGCUAUCAUCCGCAUUCGGUGCACCUCUCCCAGCAGCGUGAAGUUGGUGGAGCAGGAGCUGUGGCAGAAGGAAGAGAAAGGCUUAAUUGGCAUUCUUCCUGUGCGAGAUUCUGCGGAGAAUGUUACAGUCAGCUCCAUGGUAGCUCAAGGUGGGGGAACCGAUCCCGAUGAACGGAGCCCCAAAGUUCACGUUGGUUCUUCAGAUUCUCACAAGCUUGAUGGAAAAAAUCAACAAGAAGUUAUUCAUUGGCAUGCUAGGGGAGUUGCUGCUCGAGCUUUGCAUCUGUCCAGAGGAGUGGAGAAGCCAAGUGGGAGGGUCACUUAUAUGGUUGUCCUUGAGGGCCUGAGCAGGUUUAGUGUGCAGGAGUUGAGCACAAGAGGAACUUACUACACUGCCAGGAUCACUCCUCUGGAGAUGACAAAAGCUGAGAUGGAGCUUGUGGAGCAAGAUCCAGAUUUCGUAUCAUUGUCACGCCACUUCAAAGCUACUGCGAUGGAACUUAUCUCUGUCCUUGAGCAGAAACAAAAGACUGGUGGAAGGACAAAAGUUCUCCUGGAGACAGUUCCGCUUCACAAGUUGGCAGAUAUAUUUGUUGCCAGCUUUGAGAUAAGUUUCGAGGAGCAAUUGUCCAUGCUAGAUUCAGUUGACCUCAAAGUGAGAUUAUCAAAAGCCACGGAGUUAGUUGAGCGGCACUUGCAGUCAAUACGUGUAGCAGAGAAGAUCACACAAAAGGUUGAGGGACAAUUAUCCAAAUCACAGAAAGAAUUUCUUCUGCGUCAACAGAUGAGAGCUAUUAAAGAAGAGCUUGGGGACAAUGAUGACGAUGAGGAUGAUAUAGCUGCCUUAGAAAGUAAAAUGCAAAGUGCUGGUAUGCCUUCAAACAUUUGGAAGCAUGCACAAAGAGAGUUAAGGAGACUGAAGAAAAUGCAACCACAGCAGCCUGGCUACAAUAGCUCUCGUGUUUAUCUGGAGCUUCUUGCUGAUCUGCCCUGGCAAAAGGCUAGUGAAGAACUUGAGUUAGACUUAAAAGCCGCAAAAGAGCAGCUUGACAGUGACCACUAUGGCCUAGUUAAGGUCAAGCAACGGAUUAUAGAGUAUUUGGCUGUUCGCAAGCUUAAGCCAGAUGCAAGAGGGCCAGUAUUGUGCUUCGUCGGUCCACCUGGUGUUGGAAAAACAUCCUUAGCUUCAUCAAUUGCUACUGCACUAGGAAGAAAGUUUGUGCGCAUCUCUCUUGGUGGUGUAAAGGAUGAGGCUGAUAUAAGGGGGCAUAGGAGGACUUACAUUGGUAGUAUGCCUGGACGUCUCAUUGAUGGACUAAAGAGAGUAGCUGUUUGCAAUCCAGUCAUGUUGCUGGAUGAGAUAGACAAGACAGGUUCUGAUGUGCGAGGGGAUCCAGCCUCAGCUCUCCUGGAGGUCCUUGAUCCAGAACAGAACAAAAGUUUUAAUGACCACUAUUUGAAUGUGCCAUUUGACCUUUCAAAGGUGGUUUUUGUGGCAACUGCCAAUAGAAUGCAGCCCAUACCUCCACCACUCCUGGACAGAAUGGAGGUUAUUGAGCUGCCAGGAUACACACCCGAAGAAAAGCUGAGAAUAGCCAUGAGGCAUUUAAUUCCUCGAGUUUUGGAUCAGCAUGGGCUUAGUCCAGACUUUCUUCAAAUUCCUGAGGAUAUGGUGAAACUUGUCAUUCAAAGAUACACUAGAGAGGCUGGUGUUAGAAAUCUGGAAAGGAACUUGGCUGCUCUUGCUCGGGCUGCAGCUGUAAAAGUUGCCGAGCAAGAACAAGUUGUCCCACUGAAUCAGGAUAUGCAACGGUUGGCUUCACCACUGGUUGAAAAUAGACUUGCUGGAGGAGCUGAAGUGGAAAUGGAAGUCCUUCCAAUGGGUGUAAACAACCAUGAAAUAUCAAACACAUUCAACAUUUCCUCACCGUUGGUUGUAGAUGAAGAGAUGCUGGAAAAAGUUCUCGGGCCUCCAAGGUUUGAUGACAGGGAAGUAGCAGAGCGUAUUUCCAGUCCUGGUGUGUCCGUUGGGCUUGUCUGGACCACUUUUGGAGGAGAAGUUCAGUUUGUAGAGGCUACAACAAUGGUGGGAAAGGGUGAACUACAUCUCACUGGACAGCUUGGUGAUGUUAUUAAGGAAUCGGCACAAAUAGCUCUGACAUGGGUAAGGGCUAGAGCAGCUGAUCUCAAAUUAGCUUCUACAGAGGAAAUCAAUUUGCUUAAUGGUCGGGAUAUUCAUAUUCACUUUCCGGCUGGAGCCGUUCCUAAGGAUGGGCCAUCAGCUGGUAUCACUCUGGUUACGGCAUUAGUUUCCCUGUUUAGUCGGAGAAGUGCAAGAGCAGAUACAGCAAUGACUGGAGAGAUGACUUUGAGAGGCCUCGUAUUGCCAGUUGGUGGCAUCAAGGACAAGAUUUUGGCAGCACAUAGGUAUGGGAUCAAGAGAGUGAUACUGCCAGAGCGGAAUCUGAAGGACUUAGUCGAAGUGCCAUCAGCUGUGCUUGCCAGCUUGGAGAUAAUAUUCGCGAAGAGAAUGGAGGAUGUACUGGAGCAGGCUUUUGAUGGUGGUUGCCCUUGGCGACAGCACUCAAAAUUAUGACAUCGAACGUGGAUGACUGCCACCUUUUUGAGAGAUUGGCUACUCCUUGUGCUGAGUUGAAUCGAGUUCAGUUUUAAUUCGUUGUCAAAUGUCUCUGUGGUGUUCUCAGCACCUGUUGGCCUUGAUAAGAGCAGUGUUCAUGGAUACAUCAAAGAUCAGCUAAAGCAACAACAGCCUAGAAACCAACGGAGGUUCAGCUGCUGCUCUUCCGGGGGAUGAUGUCCUGUACCUGAAUGAAGCUCUCCACAGGGAAUUGUUGGCAUUGUAAUUAUUUUUCUCUCUCUCUAAUACGAGGUGUAAUUAUUUUGCCACCCUAUGUUUUCUUUGUGAUUUUUCUUCAUGCUUUCUGAUUCCCGCAUGUAACUGUUAAAAGGUGUGUAAAUUAAGAGUUUGUGCACAGGGAACCUGUGUUUCCCUUCCUUCGCAGCUUCGCUUCA